UCUCAAGUGCAGGUGUAAUUAAUAUAUUGUUUAAGUAGCAUUUUAGUGUUUUAUCGCUCUCCUCGCAUUGAACAUUAAAAGAAUAACAUCUUUUUAGUUGGCGACUACAUUCUUUACAUAUUAUUCGAGAAUCUUAAGGAAACUUUGAUAUUUUAUUCCUUCAUAAGUGAAAAAAACACUAUUAAGAUGUCUUCAUUAGAGAAAAGUAUGAUGAAAAAUAAAUUACCACCCCGAAUGCCAAGAACGUCAGGUGUUUCUAAACUUGCACCAUUCGGAAUUUCUCGCCGCAAAGAUUACACACCUGUGUCAUGGAAGAACUAUUUUGAGAAAUACGUUGAUAUUGAGAUAGACGCGGGAAUCUUCAGAGUGUACCUGUCUCCUGAGCCUGAUCAUCCACAGAGGCCUAGAAUCGUGACAUUACACGGCGGAGGAUAUUCUGCAUUAAGCUGGUCUCUAUUUACAGAGGAAAUAACGAACAUGAUUCACUGUCAAGUAGUGUCUAUGGACAUUCGAGGUCACGGUGAAACAAAGGCCGUUGAUCCCGACGACUUAAGCAUUGAAACUUUGGUCAAAGACGUGGAACAAGUUCUUCACAAACUGUUUGGUUCCGAGCUCCCGCCUCUAAUUCUUCUCGGUCAUUCGAUGGGUGGUGCUAUCGCUGUCCGGACAGGUCACAUACCAUCGCUGCAACUCGCUGUCCAAGGAGUUGCUGUGAUAGAUGUGGUCGAAGGUACAGCGAUGGAGGCAUUGGCUAGUAUGCAGAGUUUCCUAAGAAGUCGUCCGACACACUUCAAGAGUAUAGAACACGCUAUAGAGUGGUGUAUAAGGAGCGGUCAAGUGCGGAAUGUCGAGUCGGCCCGGGUGUCCAUGCCGAGUCAAAUUGUGAACUGCGUCACUGGCGAACUAGCGACGAAUGAAGUGGAAGACUACAAGGCAGUGGAGUCCCCCCUGGAGCCGACCGCCAGGGGGAGGAGGGAUGACGUCAUCGCCGAGGAGGGGGAGGGGGAAAUGGAGGGAGGGGAGAGCACGGCCGAGCAGAAGGGGGAUGGGGGGCCGUUCACUAAGCCAUCACCUGUAGAUGGGAAUAUGAGGUAUCGUUGGCGAGUGGACCUCUCUCGUUCUGAGCGUCACUGGUCGGGGUGGUUCAGUGGCCUAUCGGGUUCGUUCCUCUCAACGCCAGCACCCAGACUGUUACUGCUCGCCUCCGUUGACGGACUGGACAGGGACCUUACAGUCGGACAGAUGCAGGGCAAAUUCCAGAUGCAAGUUCUAACGAGAUGUGGUCACGCUGUUCACGAGGACACGCCAUCAGAGGUGGCCCGCGUGGUCGCAUCGUUCGCGCUACGUCACCGUCUCACAAUCCCGACCGAGACCGGGGAGGACAUGAACCUGAUCUCCGCCCCCGGAUGCUAAACAUUAUAAUAAUAAAGUUAUUUAUAUUUG
This is a messenger RNA of Danaus plexippus (monarch butterfly), 1443 nucleotides long. RefSeq names its product protein phosphatase methylesterase 1. Gene Ontology annotation, biological process: protein demethylation. Gene Ontology annotation, molecular function: protein methylesterase activity. Lineage: Eukaryota; Metazoa; Arthropoda; Insecta; Lepidoptera; Nymphalidae. Bases 187 to 1413 code for a protein of 408 amino acids. The transcript has 11 exons. The record is from RefSeq and is a predicted model, not a curated record.